This is a messenger RNA of Dermochelys coriacea (leatherback sea turtle), 1900 nucleotides long. Its product is annotated as C-factor-like. The record is from RefSeq and is a predicted model, not a curated record. The transcript is spliced from 6 exons. The coding region runs from base 36 to 797 and encodes 253 amino acids. Lineage: Eukaryota; Metazoa; Chordata; Testudines; Dermochelyidae.
CGGGCCGGCCCGUGUCCUCGGCGCCCGGCCCCAGCAUGGCUCAGCAGCGCUGCCGCUCCGUGCUCAUCACCGGCUGCAGCCGGGGCAUCGGGCUGGGGCUGGUGCGGGGGCUGGCGGCCGCCAGCCCCGCUCCCGACUGGGUGAUCGCCACGUGCCGCUACCCGGAGAAGGCGCAGGAACUCCAGCAGCUCAGCAAGCAGUAUAGCCACAUCAAACUACUCCAGCUUGACGUGGUCUGUGAAAACAGCAUAAAGAAAGUAGUCAAGGAAGUGGAAGAGAUCUUAGGAGACAAAGGGCUGAACUGCCUCAUUAACAAUGCUGGUAUCAAUGUGGUUGCUUCCCUGGAAGAAGUCACUGCUGAAACAAUGCUCACCAUUUAUGAAACCAACACAGUUGCUCAGUUGAUGGUCACUAAGGCCUUUCUUCCCCUUCUGAGGAAGGCAGCCCAGUUGAGCACCGGUAUGGGUUGUCACCGAGCAGCCAUUAUCAAUAUGUCAUCGCUUGCUGCCUCCAUGCAACUGGUCACGGCAAAUGAGAUGUUCCUAAAAGUCUAUCCCUAUAGAAUAGCAAAGACUGCUCUGAAUAUGAUCACCAGGUGUCUUGCUGCAGACUUGAAAGUGGAUGGAAUCCUUUGUAUUUCUCUGCACCCAGGCUGGAUUCAAACUGACAUGGGAGGAGACAUGGCUCCCUUGCAGAUGCAAGAAGCUAUCCCAGGUAUCCUCUCAGUUCUGGCUAAUCUCAGUGAAAAAGACAACGGCUCCUUUCUAGACGGGCAAGGGGGAACACUACCAUGGUAAUCCACACCGUGGACUACAGGAUGAGAUUGCCAACCAAUAUUUAACUUCUGGUAUUAAUGUUUUCAUCCAGAUCUUUGACUAUUUCAACUAGUAUAUUUUAAAAAAAAACUGUUAUCCAAUAUGUACAGACAUUGUGAAGUUUUUAGCUCUGCUAUGUAAUGGUAUUGCUAUGUUCAAAUAACCUCUGCAAACCCUGAGAAGGAAAUGGGACAUGGGGAAUGAUAUCUUUUUAGCAAACACUCCAAUUUACCAAACCUACAGCUAAGGGGGUGGGGAUUAUUCCUACUGGAUCCCAAAACCAAAUCAGUAAUAAGACCUACUCUAUGGGUAAGAGUUGUAGGUGAGACCAUUCCAUUCAGUGGCGUUGGGCCCGUUUACAGCAGGCAAAGGGGUUGUUACAGUCCUUGGUCCAAGCUGGAGGGACGUGUCUGGAUGACUCCUGCAGGCUGAACCAAACUGAUUUACAGUACAAGAGUCACCAGAAUAUCAGGUCAGGGCUGUUCAGGUGGGUAAAGACUGAAGCUUUAACCCUGGCCACUGCACUUCUGGAGAAGUGUCCCCCUGGUCACGGCACAAGACACUUGUUUUCUUCCUUGCUGUGACCAAUUCCCUGGUCCAUGUAGGGGUGGGGUUUGCAUGUUUGACUCCUAACUUGUCUUUAAUAAAAGCUGCUUUUGUUUAAGCAAAAACCACUUGUUUACUGAACUAUUCAGAGGCUCUCUACUGGACCUAGCUUAGGAGUCUAGGCCUCUGGCUCAAGGUGCAUGAGAUCAAAUUUCCAGCUGAAAGGCAUUGCUCUCUGCCCAGUGCUACUUGAGGGUGGCUGUUAGAGGCUGGCUCAGUUCACUGGUAGUGCCCAAAACAUGGAGAGCAACUAAUUCUUGAGUACAAAAUGUCACUCGUAGCUGGGAUAGAGCAGAGAUCUCUGAAUGCUGACUGAGGUAAGGGUGGAAGCAAAGAUUUAUUGCAGGAACUACGAAGUGUUUUUCUUUUUCUUUUUUUUUAAUUGUUUCUCUUUAAAACAGUACUUGCUGAGGCACUAAUUCCUUGGGUCAAGCUGCCUAGUUAUUUUAAUGGUGUGCCGAAGAAUAGCUUCCUUUGUG